AUGGCCUCCCAGGCUCCAAGUGUAUUCUGCUACCCUUGUCCGUCCGUUCGUUCAUCUGUCCAGGAGAUGCUUGGGCCCUCGAACCGUAUGCCCGGUGAUGCUAGACGGUACAACACGAAGGCUGUUCUCGCUUAUCAGGAAAAGAAACAUCAUCUCAGGAUCCGUCUAGGUCCGACAGGAUAUCGCCUUGCAGUAGUCACAGCCCUCUCAAAAAAAGAACUGGCUCCUAUAACGCCGAGACAUGUGUCGAACGGUUUAUUUCAAGUCCCCAAGCUGCAAGCACCGUUGGAUAAUUAUCGGUCAGCCGUGCGCCAAAGAUCCCGGAUUUUCUAA
Molecule: messenger RNA, 333 nt
Organism: Trichophyton rubrum CBS 118892
Lineage: Eukaryota; Fungi; Ascomycota; Eurotiomycetes; Onygenales; Arthrodermataceae
Exons: 1
Coding region: 1-333 (110 amino acids)
Source: RefSeq, a predicted model, not a curated record